AUGCCGCGCGAGAACCGAAAAAGAGGAAAGAAACAUAAAAAGCAAGCGGAAGAACUGGAACAACAACCCUAUCACCCACCACCACUUCCUGCUGCACAAGAAGAAACCGGCCAAACACCAUCCUGGAUACUUUCCUCGUCGAAACAAACCGAGGAAAUUAACCCCGAAGCGCCGUAUGGGUACAUCGACGCGGAUGUGAAGGCGUAUUUCCGGACUGUUGAUGUGCAGAUCCGGGAGUGGCAGGAAAGCCGUGGGUAUCGUGAGGAGGAGGAGGAGGGUGGGGACGUAGAUCCCAACGAAGAACGUCGGCUGUUCUUCGUCGCAGCUUUAAAAGAGAUGCAAGGGAAAGAAAAACAAAUGGCUACGGACCCCGACUGUUCCGUUAUCCUGGAACGAAUGUUUUAUUCCAUGGACGACUUUGUGAGGCGGGUGUUCGUGGAUAGUUUGGCUGGUUCGUAUGAAACGCUUGUGAAGCAUCGGUUCGCGUCGCAUGUCUGCCAGACCUUGUUUUCUGUGGCUAGGGAUACGGUGUCUAGAGAGACGAAAGGCAUCUUCCCAUCCGUGCCCGAUUCACCAGACAAGGGCGAACUUCGAACACUAACUCAACUAAUCCUAGACGUUUCCGAGGAACUCCUCCCAACCUUCCCCUCACUAAUAAUGGACCCAUUCGCAUCCCACGUAAUGCGCAGCCUUCUCCUCCUUCUCUCCCCCACCCUCUCCUCUUCCUCUUCCUCGGAAGACGACUCCUCGGCUGUGAGAUCCAAGAAAAGUGCAGCGUGGAAAGCCAAGCAAGGACCCAUGAAAUCCGUCUUUUCCAAUUCCAACGAAGGCAAGGGAAAGUCCAUCCCGCUCAAAAGCGCCCCUUUGGAGUUUACGGAGAUGGCCAGGCGGUUCGUACAAGUUUUCAGGGAUCAGCUUGGGGAGAACGAGGUAAGGGCGAUGGCUGCUAGUAAAGUUGCCGGUCCGGGGCUACAGGUUCUUUUGGAGGUCGAGGCUGACCAAGGUAUGGCUAAUGAGCCGGGGUCGCUCAUGGAUAGGGUUAUGGUUGGAUUGAUCACUGAUUGUCAAAAUGAUCCCUCAACCAUGCCUGAAGCCUCUGAUUAUCUAGGAACGCUCCUUCGAGAUCCUUCAUCAUCGCACAUCCUUGAAAUCAUCACUUUUCGCUGUCCGCCCUCUGCAUUCGACAAACUGUGGGCUAUAUAUUUCAAAGGCGCACUGCCGAGAUUGGCAGUUCACCCCGUUGCGAACUUCGUCCUUGCCAAGGCGCUAGAACGGGUGUCUGAAGGUCAGUUAUUGGAGGUGUGUGCGGAGUUGAGAAAUACGUGGCAUAAAUUGAUCAGUACUUCGAGGACGGGAGUGUUGCGUGCUGCUAUUGAUAGAGCUGCUAUUUUGCAAGCUCUUGGCGAGGAAAUUGUUGAAGCCACAUAUCUGGCUUUCAACCUCGAGAGUACUGAAGGUCGUCUGCUACUGGUGCCUUGUGUUCUCAUGUUGUUACCUCUCCAAGAUUACAAAACCGCCCUCGCCUCAGGUCCUACCCACAAAAAAGACGAACAACAGCAACAAAACUACCACCGCGGUCGUCCCCAACCACCCUCCCAAUCUCCACUAACACCCAAAAUCCAAGGCUCAGUGCUCCUCCAAUCCUUCCUCCGUCUCCCAGAACCACACAAUCAACCUGUUUUAGAUAGCAUACACUCCAUACCCAUAGAAGAUCGUAUAAAAAUCGCCCACGAUUCCUCCGCAUCACGCGUGUACGACGUCCUCCUCGACUCACCUACCGUACCCUUGAAGGCCAAACGUCAGUUCGUGAUGGGCUUUAUAGGGCAUUAUCACCUUCUCGUCGAUGAUCGGAUAGGAAGUAGAGUUGGGGAUAGGUGUUGGGCGUUUGCGGAUACGUAUCUCAAGGAAAAAAUAGCAAAGUCACUGAUAUCCCACGACCAAACCCUCGCCGCAUCCUUUUACGGGAAAUUCUUUGCGAGGAAUCUGAACCUGUACCUCCUCCAACGCCGACCUGAAGAAUGGCGGAACACACAGUCUGAGAAGAAGAAAGCGUCCUUGCCUCCUCCCCCGCAGGUCAAAGAUGUGGAAACAAAAAUAAAGGAGGAGACUCCGAAAAAGCGGAAGAGGAAGCCUGAGAAUGAGAUUGAUGAGUUGUUUGACGCUGCGCUUGGGAGGAAGAUCAAAAAAGCUGCGUUGGUUACGAUACCGGUGAGCGAGGAGAAGGAGGGGGCGGUGGUCAAGGGGGAGGAAGUUAAAAAGGAGGAGGAUAAAUCGUUGAAGGCUGUUUUGGGUGCUAUUCGCUCUGCACCAAAGGGAGAGGAAAAGCACAGGAAGAAGAGGAAAAAAGUAUAA
This is a messenger RNA of Laccaria bicolor S238N-H82, 2352 nucleotides long. RefSeq lists its product as uncharacterized. Gene Ontology annotation, cellular component: nucleolus; 90S preribosome; preribosome, small subunit precursor. The transcript is spliced from 12 exons. Gene Ontology annotation, molecular function: RNA binding. Gene Ontology annotation, biological process: endonucleolytic cleavage to generate mature 5'-end of SSU-rRNA from (SSU-rRNA, 5.8S rRNA, LSU-rRNA); ribosomal small subunit export from nucleus; endonucleolytic cleavage in ITS1 to separate SSU-rRNA from 5.8S rRNA and LSU-rRNA from tricistronic rRNA transcript (SSU-rRNA, 5.8S rRNA, LSU-rRNA). Bases 1 to 2352 code for a protein of 783 amino acids. Lineage: Eukaryota; Fungi; Basidiomycota; Agaricomycetes; Agaricales; Hydnangiaceae. The record is from RefSeq and is a predicted model, not a curated record.